AUGGCUUCCACUACAUCUAUACCCUUCUUUCUUGUUUCUCGAGCAAUUCCUAAGCCUGGACGGCCAUCGCUGCCAUCCCCAGUACUCCGCCGCAUCCCUGGAAACCAACUCAUCACCCGCCGUCCCGCCUCGACAUCUUCCAACAAACCGCGUGUACUUGAAAAGCCAGACAAAUUUCGACCUCCCUCGCAUCCAGCCAGACGAGUACUCUCCCCCAAUGCCCAGCCGAGAAACUACCCCGGCCCGCCGUUAUCGGCCAAGGAGCUGGAAGAGCAAAAAACGAAGAAAUACCCAAACAUGUUUCCGCCUGAAGGAACAGUCAUGCAUAAGUUCCUAACAAACAGAGGCAUACAUGUUUGGAUAUCGCUAGGUGUGCUCGUCUCCCUCGCUACAUUCACCUUUAGCUCCAACUUCAAGGCUACGUCUCCGUUCGCCCACCUCCUCCCACCCUGGUCGCAACUCCUCUUUCAUCCCAUCGAUACCAUUGGCCAAUUUCUUACUGUCUUGAAAAUGCAUUCCGACCACAUCACUCUACAGACCGUCGAGAAGCGGAAGCGCAAUGUGGACGACGUGCAGAAACGCAGGGAGUUUAGGAUAGCGCACGGCAUGGAGGAAGGGGAACCGGUGUCCGGUGAGGGUACCGUGGAAGCGAAACAGGGGGGCAACGAUGUUGGAGACGAAAAGCAGGAUAUGUAUAUGAGCUGGGAUGGGGAAAAGAAGCCCGUGAAGAAGUGGUUGGGUAUUUGGUAA
Molecule: messenger RNA, 750 nt
Organism: Ophidiomyces ophidiicola
Lineage: Eukaryota; Fungi; Ascomycota; Eurotiomycetes; Onygenales; Onygenaceae
Exons: 2
Coding region: 1-750 (249 amino acids)
Source: RefSeq, a predicted model, not a curated record